UUGUACGUUUGGUAUGAGUAUUCAACUGGACAAUAUUAAUUAAGAACGAACAGUAAAUUAGAAACUUGCUCUUAAGUUCUGUCGAUAGAGUUUUUCCAACUGAACAUGCACCCAAAACCCAAAAAAAAUAUCAAUGUCUUAAUCACAUAAUAUCCAUCCAAUCUUCACUACAAAAACCCUGUUUUAAUUCAUUCCUCCAUGCCCUCUCCCUUCACUCGUUGCCCCCAUCAAAGUUCCAAAUUCUUGAAAUCCCAUUUCCUUAAACUUUGAUUCAAGAAAAAUAAUGAGAGAAAUUCUUCACAUUCAAGCUGGGCAAUGUGGCAACCAAAUUGGGGCCAAGUUUUGGGAAGUAGUUUGUGGUGAACAUGGAAUUAGUCCCACUGGAAAUUAUGUGGGAAAUUCUAGGGUUCAACUGGAGAGGCUGAACGUUUAUUACAAUGAAGCGAGUGGUGGGAGGUAUGUUCCAAGAGCUGUGCUUAUGGAUCUUGAACCCGGAACCAUGGACAGUUUAAGGACUGGUCCAUACGGGCAAAUUUUUAGGCCUGAUAAUUUUGUUUUUGGGCAAAAUGGUGCUGGAAAUAAUUGGGCUAAAGGGCAUUACACUGAAGGAGCUGAAUUGAUUGACUCUGUUCUUGAUGUUGUACGCAAAGAAGCAGAGAAUUGUGAUUGCUUACAAGGAUUUCAAAUUUGCCAUUCACUUGGAGGGGGAACAGGUUCGGGGAUGGGGACGCUGCUCAUAUCCAAGAUCAGGGAAGAGUACCCUGAUAGGAUGAUGAUGACUUUCUCGGUGUUUCCGUCGCCCAAGGUUUCUGAUACCGUGGUCGAACCCUACAAUGCCACCCUCUCCGUUCACCAACUUGUUGAAAAUGCUGACGAGUGUAUGGUUCUUGACAAUGAAGCACUGUAUGACAUUUGCUUCCGCACACUUAAGCUCACAAAUCCAAGCUUUGGUGAUUUGAACCAUUUGAUUUCAACAACUAUGAGUGGAGUAACAUGUUGUCUUCGCUUCCCUGGCCAGUUGAACUCCGACCUCAGAAAAUUGGCUGUAAACCUGAUUCCAUUCCCCCGUCUACACUUCUUCAUGGUCGGUUUCGCACCCUUGACUUCACGUGGAUCGCAACAAUACCGAGCCCUCACCAUUCCCGAACUCACUCAACAAAUGUGGGAUGCCAAGAACAUGAUGUGUGCAGCCGAUCCACGCCAUGGCCGAUACCUAACUGCCUCAGCCAUGUUCCGCGGUAAAAUGAGCACGAAAGAGGUUGAUGAGCAAAUGAUCAAUGUACAAAACAAGAACUCCUCAUACUUUGUUGAGUGGAUACCAAACAAUGUUAAAUCGAGCGUUUGUGACAUUCCACCAACAGGGCUUUCUAUGUCAUCGACAUUUGUUGGGAAUUCUACGUCAAUCCAAGAGAUGUUUAGGCGCGUUUCCGAGCAGUUCACACUCAUGUUUAGGCGCAAGGCUUUCUUGCAUUGGUAUACUGCAGAGGGAAUGGAUGAAAUGGAAUUUACUGAGGCUGAAAGUAAUAUGAAUGAUUUGGUUUCAGAAUAUCAGCAAUAUCAGGAUGCAGCUGCUGAUAACGAGGAAGAAGUUGAUGAAGAGGAGGACUUGGACCAUUAGGAGUGGAGUCAAUUGUUUGAUACAUUGUGUUUUGAUGUUCUUCUCAGUAUGAAUAAUGUUUUCUUUUGAUUGUAUUUGUGAGAGUUAUUAUUAUUAUAUUGUUUUCAACGCUUGAAUAUAACUUGCGUAAGUUUGUAUUUUUGUUCAUAAAUGAAUCAUAUUGUUCACUCUGAGUCA
Messenger RNA from Olea europaea var. sylvestris, 1795 nucleotides. Its product is annotated as tubulin beta chain-like. The record is from RefSeq and is a predicted model, not a curated record. The transcript is spliced from 3 exons. Gene Ontology annotation, biological process: microtubule cytoskeleton organization; mitotic cell cycle. Gene Ontology annotation, cellular component: microtubule; cytoplasm. The coding region runs from base 284 to 1618 and encodes 444 amino acids. NCBI's taxonomy places the organism in Eukaryota, Viridiplantae, Streptophyta, Magnoliopsida, Lamiales, Oleaceae. Gene Ontology annotation, molecular function: GTP binding; structural constituent of cytoskeleton; GTPase activity.